UUCCCCCCUAAUCUCCGCCACGGCGGCGCUUCCCUGGCCGAGCCAUGUCUGCGGCUUCCCCGCCAUGCCGAGCCUAGCGGGGAGCGGGAGGACUGGCGGCCGGGAGGCGCACAAAAUGAAGACCCUGAUGCGCCACGGGCUGGCCGUCUGCCUGGCGCUCACCACCAUGUGCACCAGCUUGUUGCUCAUGUACGGCGGCAUCGGCAUCGGCGGGGGCCACCCGGAGCCGCGGCGGCGGCAGCAGCAGGUGGCGGCGGUGCCCAGCCGCCCGCCGGAACGCGGCCAGCGCCACCCGGCUCUGCCCGUCGGGGCCGGCCUCCUGGAGGGCUACAUCAGCGUCCUGGAGCACAAGCCGCUGAAGAUGCACUGCAAGAGCUGCGCGCUGGUCACCAGCUCCGGGCACCUCCUGGGCAGCCGGCAGGGGCACAGGAUCGACGAGAGCGAGUGCGUCAUCCGCAUGAACGACGCGCCCACGCGCGGCUACGGCAAAGACGUCGGCAACAAAACCAGCCUGCGAGUCAUCGCGCACUCCAGCAUCCAGAGGAUUCUGCGGAAUCGCAACGAACUCCUAAAUAUGAGCCAUGGUGCCGUGUUCAUCUUCUGGGGCCCCAGCAGCUACAUGAGGAGAGAUGGCAAAGGCUUGGUGUACAAUAACCUGCAGCUGAUGAACCAGAUACUGCCUCAGCUAAAAGUGUAUAUGAUUUCUCGCCACAAGAUGCUUCAAUUUGAUGACCUUUUUAAACGGGAGACUGGAAAAGACAGGAAGAUAUCCAACACUUGGCUUAGCACGGGCUGGUUCACAAUGACUAUCGCAUUAGAGCUCUGUGACAGGAUAAAUGUUUAUGGCAUGGUGCCACCGGAUUUCUGCAGGGAUCCUAAUCAUCUUUCAGUACCUUAUCACUACUAUGAACCUCUGGGGCCAGACGAGUGCACAAUGUACAUUUCCCACGAGCGGGGCCGCAAGGGCAGCCACCACCGCUUCAUCACCGAGAAGCGCGUCUUCGAGAACUGGGCACGGACAUUCGACAUCCGCUUCUUCCAGCCAGACUGGAAACCAGACCCGCUCCCUGCAACCCACCCCGGGGCCAGGCCGCUGGCCUGAGGCACGGACACACAGCCCAGCCACGGGCACCUCCCGCGGCAGCAGCCUUGGGAGCUUCGGGCCAGCACGGCAGCCUGGAGGAGAAGGGUCCAGGGUGUGCAGCUGGCAGCCGCAGCAGCAGGCAGGAGCUGGC
Onychostruthus taczanowskii (white-rumped snowfinch) is the source of this 1235-nucleotide messenger RNA. It is a transcript of the gene ST6GALNAC5, whose product is annotated as ST6 N-acetylgalactosaminide alpha-2,6-sialyltransferase 5. Gene Ontology annotation, molecular function: alpha-N-acetylgalactosaminide alpha-2,6-sialyltransferase activity. The coding region runs from base 65 to 1102 and encodes 345 amino acids. The record is from RefSeq and is a predicted model, not a curated record. NCBI's taxonomy places the organism in Eukaryota, Metazoa, Chordata, Aves, Passeriformes, Passeridae. The transcript is spliced from 5 exons. Gene Ontology annotation, biological process: ganglioside biosynthetic process; oligosaccharide metabolic process.